CGUUCUGACGUGUUCUGACGUAUCGGCCAAUGAGCGUAGAGAAGCGCAGGAAACAGGAAAUGACCCAAACUCACCAUGAAACGAGCGCACCAGCUUAUUUUGAAUGUGUUGUGAUGAGAUGACGCUUUAAGGCAUUACUUUGGAAUUGAAAUGGCCACUUUAGUGUUGGACAACGGAGCCUACACGGCAAAAAUUGGAUACAGCUUGGAGGACGUCAGCGUCAUUCCCAAUUGCCAGUUUCGCUCCAAGACCUCCCGCAUGAAAACGUUCACCGCCAACCAGCUGGAUGAGAUCAAAGAUCCCUCGGCACUCUUCUACAUCCUGCCCUUCCAGAAGGGCUACCUGGUCAACUGGGACGUCCAGAGGAAAGUUUGGGAUCAUUUGUUUGGCAAAGAAAUGUUCAAGGUGGACUUUGCAGACAGCAGCAUCAUCAUCAGCGAGCCUUACUUCAACUUCACGUCCAUCCAGGAGUCCAUGAACGAGAUCCUGUUUGAGGAGUACCAUUUCCAGUCGGCUCUCAGGAUCAACGCGGGCUCUCUGAGCGCUCGCCGAUACUUCCGCUCGGAACCUUACGAGCUGUGCUGCCUGGUGGUGGACAGCGGCUUCUCCUUUACGCACAUCGCCCCCUACUGCCGCGGCAGCAGAAUGAAGGACGCCAUCCGCAGGAUUAACGUAGGAGGGAAGCUGCUGACCAAUCACCUGAAAGAAAUCAUCUCUUAUCGGCAGCUGCACGUGAUGGACGAGACCCACGUGAUCAACCAGGUGAAGGAGGACGUAUGCUUUGUGUCCCAGGACUUCUACCGGGACAUGGCUGUCGCACAGCUGAAGGGUCUGGACAACACGGUGAUGAGGGACUACGUGCUGCCCGAUUUCAGCGGCAUCAAAAAGGGCUUCUGCAAGCCAGCCGAGCAGGUGGUGCCGAGCGGCAAGUACAAGACGGGCGAGCAGAUCCUCAGGCUGGCCAACGAGCGCUUCGCUGUUCCCGAAAUCCUCUUCCACCCUUCCGACGUCGGCAUCCAGGAGAUGGGCAUUCCCGAGGCCAUCGUGGACUCGGUCCGCUCUCUGUCUCAAGACAUGCAGCCUCACAUGUACGGCAACAUCAUCCUGACUGGAGGCAACGUUUUGUUUCCGGGCUUCCGGGAGCGCCUGGAAGCUGAACUUCGCGCUCUGGUUCCCGCUCACGUUCCCGUCAAGGUCACGCUGCCUGACAAUCCCAUCACGUACGCGUGGCAAGGAGGGAAGCUGCUGGCAAACGACCCCGACUACGAGGAGAUGGUGGUCACACGCGACGAUUACGAAGAGAACGGACAUUUUGUUUGUGAAGAAAAGUUUGACAUCUGAGCCGCCAUUUUGUGCUUCCACAGCCAGAUGACAACCGGUGUCGAUUGAAAGCGCCUUGGCUACUCUGACAACACCAUUUACGUGUUGCCACGGCGUAUCUUAAUAUCCAUUGCCUAUCAAGGUGUCCUUCAGGAAGAUGUUUUUUUUUAAAUGUAUUUAUGAAAUUGAUUGUUUUUUUACACUCUUACUGAAAACUCUUGAAUGAAAUCACAUUGAUUCAACAUGUUCACAUUUUAUUUUGGUCAAUAAAAUUUGUGGUGUACUUCCGUGAUCGUUAU
Syngnathus acus (greater pipefish) is the source of this 1619-nucleotide messenger RNA. RefSeq names its product actin related protein 6 (gene actr6). The transcript is spliced from 11 exons. Gene Ontology annotation, cellular component: Swr1 complex. The record is from RefSeq and is a predicted model, not a curated record. Lineage: Eukaryota; Metazoa; Chordata; Actinopteri; Syngnathiformes; Syngnathidae. The coding region runs from base 151 to 1341 and encodes 396 amino acids. Gene Ontology annotation, molecular function: nucleosome binding.